GGCUGGCUGGCGGGGAGCCGUCAGUCCAGCUGCCGCGGGGCCCGGCGGGCGCGGCGCUGCCUCCUCCCGGGCACGAUCGUGGAGGAGGCGGCCUGCGGGCCAGAGGCGAGCGUGGCCGGAGCGCGCGGUCUGACCUCCCAGCAACAUGGCAACCAGCGCCGUCCCCAGUGACAACCUCCCCACGUACAAGCUGGUGGUGGUGGGSGACGGGGGCGUGGGCAAGAGUGCCCUCACCAUCCAGUUUUUCCAGAAGAUCUUUGUGCCUGACUACGAYCCCACCAUUGAAGACUCCUACCUGAAACAUACAGAGAUUGACAAUCAAUGGGCCAUCUUGGACGUUCUGGACACAGCCGGGCAGGAGGAGUUCAGUGCCAUGCGGGAGCAGUACAUGCGCACCGGGGACGGCUUCCUCAUCGUCUACUCCGUCACCGACAAGGCCAGCUUCGAGCACGUGGACCGCUUCCACCAGCUCAUCCUGCGUGUCAAGGACAGGGAGUCAUUUCCCAUGAUCCUCGUGGCCAACAAGGUCGAUUUGAUGCAUCUGAGAAAAAUCACCAGGGAGCAAGGAAAAGAAAUGGCCAACAAACACAAUAUUGCUUAUGAGGAGAGAGAAAGAGGAGACGGUUCCGGUUCCAAGGUUUGGGCAUGAACAAUUAGAGGAGACUGGAACUCCAGUAAGUGAGCCAGGAGGGACAGUCGGAGUCAGUAGGGGAAAGGCGGGAGCAUGGGUUUCAAUGUCUUCAUUUGAGGAGCUUCACAGAUGACCAAGGGGAGAGGCCAGGAAGGCAGKCAGAGCCCCCAUCUGAAGACAGAAUUCAAAACCACAAUACCUAAGGGGGUAAGUGUAGAUGGGGAAGGGGUCCUGGGGCUGAGGCUGGGGACCCUUCCUGUUGUGGGUCUGGGGAGAUAAAGAGGGAUCAGUGAGAAAGACCGAACAGUCAGUGAUAUGAGGACCAGAGUGGGGAAUUUGGAAGCCAAGUAAAGAUGGUGCCUCCUCCAGGUACCAGGAGUGGUCAGCCAGGCCAGGAGCUGCUCAGAAGCUUCCAGAGGAGCCUGGGAACUGACCAUCAUGGUCAGUAUUAGACACAGGCCUGGGAGAGCACGGGAGGGCCUGGCAUGCUGAACAGAGGUGGCCUGAGGAGCGAUUGCAUUUCACAGUCUUGACCUCCAAACAAUGACCAGUUCCGUAGGUCUAAGGAAGGUUUGCUGGGGGCUUCCACAAACGCUGUCUGAUUUUCCCUCCCAGCAGCUCUGGGUAGUGUGGAGGCUCACAGGUGCUGCUUAGGCAUCCAUAGCUGACUUUUGCAAAUAGAAGGGAAGGAGACCCAGGAGCACCAGGUCUCUCCUCUCAGCCUGAUGCUGUUCCCCAGGGCAAACACUGCUGCCUCAUUUGUGUUUGACCAGAGGACUCUACCAGUCAUUCUCAAUGACAUCCCAACUUUAUAGCUCCUGAGACGAGUUCCUCUCUAGGUGACUGAGACAGGGUGCUCCCACCCAAACUCCCCACUCUGGUCCUCAUAUCACUAACUGCUCAGUCUUUCUUGAUGAUCCCUCUUUAUGUCCCCAGAUGCACAACAGGAAGGAUCCCCACCCAAUGCAAGAAGAUAGUAUUUUCUGCAUGGAGUUCAAUGGUACUACCAAUUAUUGCAAGGUUUCCCUUAGUUUAAGUCCAGUUGCUACUGAAAUCCCUGAAUUCUAAGAACCCAAUGGAUGCAUGUCAGACUUUCUUCAGUGGUAGAGGCAGAGCCCCCAGAAAGAAGGUGGAGUGUGCCCAGGGACCUGAGGGAUAGUGCAAGUCAUGUAUUUCUGAGCCCAGGGAUUAGGACUGCGGGUAGCCAAAACUCCUGGAAGCUGGGGGCUUACUGAGCUGUCAGUGUACAGGAUGUGAAAGGACUCCAGCCAGGUCCUAGAUCUCAGAGCAGGUGCCUUCCGGCUUCCCUUCUGGGCAUGCUCAGAGUGGCCAUUGGCCUCACCCACAAAGACCUCAGAGYUCCACCAGGUGCUUCACAGAAGCACCUACCACACUUGGACAUGAUGUCAAAACCGGAGGCGGCUCCAAAAYGGACCUCGGCACCCCCACCAGUGCAUGGGAGGCCAGGUGGGGAAGUGGCAUGUGUACCUGGUUUGACUCUCUGCUGGUCACAGUAGAUCUUACUCAGGCACGUGACCCUCAGCCGUCUCCUGCUGCAGAAUGAGAUCCUGCCUGCCUCUGCUGGUUAAUAUGGGUAUUCAAUGAGGUCAGGGAUGCGGGGACCUGGGAAACCAAAYAGCUCACAGAGGACAGCAUUUUUCUUUCAGUAAAAUCAGAUGCUCAAAUAUUUGUCAAAUGAAGAUUUCAAAGGCCUGAGCUCUGCCCUUUUGUGUGCCCUGCCCUUUGUGUGUC
This is a messenger RNA of Urocitellus parryii (Arctic ground squirrel), 2383 nucleotides long. It is a transcript of the gene Mras, whose product is annotated as muscle RAS oncogene homolog. Gene Ontology annotation, cellular component: membrane. The record is from RefSeq and is a predicted model, not a curated record. Gene Ontology annotation, biological process: signal transduction. Gene Ontology annotation, molecular function: GTP binding; GTPase activity. Lineage: Eukaryota; Metazoa; Chordata; Mammalia; Rodentia; Sciuridae.